GAAAAUAUAAGUGUCUGACUUUUACGUAAGGUUCGGAAAGGCAGCAUUAGCCCUCUGCUGGAGACACGCAUUUAAACGUUUUGUAACAAACCAUGGCUGCUCCGUUGGUGAGGAUUUUCUCGAAGUCUUUCAGACAGAUCUCUCGACCAUGGGGGUCUUGCCAGGCUGCAUGGAGGUACAGUUCCAGCAGAGCUGCCCCAGAUGUGGCUUCAGACCAGGCAACUACCUCCUCCUUCCCUCCCCUUCAGACUUACUCAGAGGAAGAGAGCAUGAUGAGAGACGCAGUGAAAAAAUAUGCACAAGAGCGUAUCGCUCCAUUUGUGUCAAAGAUGGAUGAAAAUUCUGAGAUGGAUGAGGAAGUCAUAAAAUCCCUCUUUGAACAGGGUCUCAUGGGUAUUGAAAUUGAUCCAGAAUAUGGUGGCACUGGCUCCACAUUCUUCUCCUCCAUCCUGGUCAUUGAAGAGCUGGCAAAGGUGGAUCCGUCUGUGGCUGUGGUCUGUGACAUCCAGAACACACUGAUCAACACACUGUUUGCCCAGCUUGGUACCCCAGCUCAGAAAGAACAGUACCUGAGCCGACUGUCAACCGACAUGGUUGGAAGCUUCUGCCUCUCUGAAGCAGAGUCGGGGAGUGACGCUUUUGCUCUGAAGACACGAGCUGAAAAACACAAGGACUAUUACAUAAUCAAUGGAUCCAAGAUGUGGAUCAGUAACGCAGAGCAUGCAGGUGUUUUUCUGGUGAUGGCCAAUGUGGAUCCUUCUUCUGGAUACAGAGGAAUUACCUGCUUCAUUGUGGACCGGGACACUGAAGGGCUCGAGAUUUGCAAGAAGGAGAACAAGCUCGGCCUGCGUGCGUCCUCUACCUGCCCGCUCAACUUUGACAAUGUCAAGGUACCAGAAAAGAAUAUUUUAGGAAAGAUCAGCCACGGGUACAAGUAUGCUAUAGGAAUGUUGAAUGAGGGCAGGAUUGGAAUUGCAGCACAGAUGGUUGGACUUGCACAGGGUUGCUUUGACCACACUGUUCCUUACACCAGACAGAGGGUGCAGUUUGGAAAACGUAUCUUUGACUUCCAGGGCAUGCAGCACCAAAUAGCUCAUGUAGCAACACAGAUUGAAGCCGCCCGACUGCUGACGUACAACGCUGCUCGUCUGAAGGAAGCUGGGAGACCUUUCAUUAAGGAGGCCUGCAUGGCAAAAUACUUCACUUCAGAGAUUGCAACUCUAACUACAUCUAAAUGCAUCGAAUGGAUGGGAGGAGUUGGCUUCACUAAAGACUACCCUAUAGAGAAGUACUACAGAGACUGUAAAAUUGGCACCAUUUAUGAGGGCACAACAAAUGUCCAGCUUUCCACUAUGGCCAAGUUCAUUGAUAAGGAGUAUGACUACUGAAACCAUCUAACCACAGACUGAUACGCUGCACUUUGCUUUGUCCCACUCCAUAUUUUUUCCCUCGAAAGACUUUAGUGGAUUCAAUCCAGCAGCAUCAGGUUGCUGCAUGUUACUAGAGUUUGGUAGGAACUUGUGUUCUUGUUAAGUAGUUCGUGUUACUGAUGUUGUGGUUGCAUUACCCUUUCUUUUGGGUUAAAGUUGCUCUGGUUGUAAUUAUAUAGAUUUCCUUUAUAUUCCAUUUUCUUUCCACCACUUGUUUAAAAAGCAAGUGCUAAGACGGUACCUUUUCCACCCGUCUCCCUGAUUUGUCGUCUUCUUAUUGAGACGUGGUGAUGAACUAUGUAACAUAUCUGAUCCAUAGGGGAUGAUCCAUUGGGGAUGAUUUAGUGCCUUCUAUUACUGAGAUCAGUAAUUUUCAAGUGUAUUUUCUUUGCUGGAUGCUCUAAAUAACAGGUGGAAUGUUAGAGUUCACGCCACACAUACUGUACAGCGAGUGAUUUCACAUCAUGAAAUGUCUGUAAAGAAUCAUCAUUUAUUAACUCGUCAGUAUUAAAUGUGAAAUAUA
Acanthochromis polyacanthus (spiny chromis) is the source of this 1953-nucleotide messenger RNA. It is a transcript of the gene acadsb, whose product is annotated as acyl-CoA dehydrogenase short/branched chain. Gene Ontology annotation, molecular function: acyl-CoA dehydrogenase activity; flavin adenine dinucleotide binding. The coding region runs from base 93 to 1388 and encodes 431 amino acids. Gene Ontology annotation, cellular component: mitochondrion. NCBI's taxonomy places the organism in Eukaryota, Metazoa, Chordata, Actinopteri, Pomacentridae. The transcript is spliced from 11 exons. The record is from RefSeq and is a predicted model, not a curated record.